Messenger RNA from Hyaloscypha bicolor E, 2016 nucleotides. Its product is annotated as putative GMP synthase. The transcript has a single exon. Gene Ontology annotation, cellular component: cytosol. The record is from RefSeq and is a predicted model, not a curated record. Bases 349 to 1851 code for a protein of 500 amino acids. Gene Ontology annotation, molecular function: GMP synthase activity; GMP synthase (glutamine-hydrolyzing) activity; ATP binding. Lineage: Eukaryota; Fungi; Ascomycota; Leotiomycetes; Helotiales; Hyaloscyphaceae. Gene Ontology annotation, biological process: GMP biosynthetic process.
AAUUAAUUUCCGCCCUUUUUUCUUGACGAAGACCCCACUUCUUCCCCCUCAUAUGCAUUCCUUACUCUCUCAGGGUCACAACAAACCCCCCACCGCCAUAUUACUCCCCCCUGGUUAACUUUAGAACUUCUGUGUCGGCUUUGUUUAUUCAGAUCAUGGCAACCAACGGAGUUCUCGCUCUUGACGAGCCACACAAGACAUUCGACACGAUCCUCACCCUCGAUUUCGGGUCGGUGACUCCUACGCGUCUCUUACACGCAAAAAACCGUGUCGUUCUAACAAAACCACAGAUCUCAAUAUUCCCAUCUGAUUACGAGACGACUGCGUGAGCUCAAUGUUUACUCUGAGAUGCUCCCUUGCACCCAGAAGCUGGCCGAGCUUUCCUGGAAACCAAAGGGCGUUAUCCUCUCAGGAGGUCCAUAUUCCGUCUACGAAACAGACGCACCACAUGUCGACGCAGCUAUCUUUGAGCUCGGAGUACCGAUUCUUGGGAUAUGCUAUGGAUUGCAAGAGAUAGCAUGGCACCACGGGAAGAAUGUUGUUGCUGGAACCGAGAGGGAAUAUGGACAUGCAGACGUUCAGGCCAAGAGACACAAUGGCCAUGUCGACAAGCUUUUCAAGGAUUUGGAGGAUGAUUUGAGGGUGUGGAUGUCGCACGGAGACAAACUCGGUGCACUUCCUGCCUCGUUCCACACCAUUGCGACCACCAAAAACUCUCCCUAUGCAGGCAUUGCACACGAAACGAAACCUAUUUAUGGAAUACAAUUUCACCCCGAGGUAACCCAUACACCGCGGGGAGUCAAACUGCUGGAGAACUUUGCCGUGGGUAUAUGCGGGGCAAGACAAGAUUGGACGAUGGCCAAGUUCGUGGACAAAGAAAUUGCCCGAAUCCGAGCCCUGGUAGGAGACAAGGGACAGGUUCUUGGAGCCGUCAGUGGAGGAGUUGAUUCCACCGUCGCCGCAAAACUCAUGCACGAAGCCAUUGGCGACCGAUUCCACGCUGUACUGGUGGACAACGGCUGCAUGCGUCUCAACGAAUGCGAGCAGGUGAAGAAGACCCUGACCGAGCACCUGGGCAUCAACCUGACUGUGGUCGACGCCUCCGACCUCUUCCUCGACGGUUUGAAAGGCAUAUCCGACAACCCCGAAGCCAAGCGAAAGUUCAUCGGCAGCACCUUCAUCGACGUCUUCGAAGCCGAAGCCUUGAAGAUCGAAGAAGCAGCCAAAAACUCCCCCAAAGCCGGCCCCAUCAAGUUCUUCCUCCAAGGAACCCUCUACCCCGAUGUAAUCGAAAGCAUCUCCUUCAAAGGGCCCUCCGCAACCAUCAAGACGCACCACAACGUCGGCGGCCUCCCUGAGCGCAUGAUGAACGGCCAAGGCCUCAAGCUCAUCGAGCCCCUGCGCGAGCUCUUCAAAGACGAAGUCCGCGAACUAGGCCGCCAACUGGGAAUCCCGCAUGACCUGGUGAUGCGCCACCCUUUCCCCGGCCCAGGUAUUGCAAUCCGGGUGCUGGGCGAGGUGACACGCGAGCAGGUUGCCAUUGCACGAAAGGCAGACCACAUCUUCAUCGAGGAGAUCCGAGCGGCGGGUCUAUACGACCAGAUCAGCCAAGCGUUUGCUGCGCUGUUGCCCGUGAAGGCGGUUGGCGUUAUGGGAGACAAGCGUGUGCAUCAGCAGGUGAUUUCGCUGCGUGCUGUGCAGACGACGGAUUUCAUGACCGCCAAUAUCUUCCGCUUCGACUGGGAGUUCUUGGAGCGGGUGUCGACUCGGAUUGUGAAUGAAGUUGACGGGGUGUGCCGUGUGGAGUAUGACUUGACGAGCAAGCCCCCUGGAACCAUCGAGAUGGAAUAGGGGCACCCGUUAGAAUCCGAGUCCCUCAGACUCUUUUCCACUCGAAAAUUCUUACAUCUGAUACCCAAUUUUUGGUGUGCUGGCGUUAAUGAUGGGAAUUGAUAGAUAGAUGAUAGAUGGCGACUUUGCCAAAUUAAAACCCGGAAUCCUUUAGAAUCACAAGUC